This is a messenger RNA of Solanum dulcamara, 1044 nucleotides long. Its product is annotated as receptor-like protein 35. The coding region runs from base 1 to 1044 and encodes 347 amino acids. Gene Ontology annotation, molecular function: protein binding. Lineage: Eukaryota; Viridiplantae; Streptophyta; Magnoliopsida; Solanales; Solanaceae. The record is from RefSeq and is a predicted model, not a curated record. The transcript is spliced from 3 exons.
AUGGAAGGCUUGCGUCGGCUUAAGUUUCUUGAUUUAAGUUUCAAUAACUUCAGAGGGGAGCUUCCUUCUUGGUUUGGGUUUUUACACAAACUUCAAGUUAUAAAUCUUGAAAAUAAUAGUUUCACUGGUUCCAUCCCUUGUUCAAUUUCUAAUAUUUCCACACUCGAAACUUUGAAUCUGAGAUUCAAUUCCAUAGAGGGUGAAAUCCCAGAAGUGAUUGGAAGUUUUAUAAAGCUUAGAGAAUUAAACUUGAGGGGUAACAAGCUCAUAGGUUCUAUUCCUCUGUCACUCUCGUUGGAGGUUUUAGAUAUAUCUUUUAAUUCACUUGAAGGAAACAUUCCAGAAGGGCUCGGCAAUCUUCACAACAUGAACUUGUUGUCCAUACAACGUAAUCAACUAACUGGCUCUAUACCAUUCACUAUUUUCAAUAUCUCUAGAAUCGAAGUCAUUGCAUUUACAGGAAAUAUUCCCAAUGGUUUAUGCAAUCGUCUCCCAAUACUCAAAGGGCUCUAUUUAUCCACAAACAAACUUCGCGGUCAUAUGCCUAAAAGCUUGUCAAAUUGUUCACAACUUCAAAUGUUGUCUUUAUCAUCUAAUGAUUUUGAUGGACCAAUCCAUAGUGAAAUUGGAAGAUUGAGUAAUUUGCGGAUGUUGGCUCUUGGAUCAAACUAUUUCACUGGUGAAAUACCCAAAGAGAUAAGCAAUCUCGUUGAGUUGGAGGAAUUUGACAUUGGGUUUAAUAGUUUUAGUGGUUCACUUGCAAUGGAGAUCUUCAACAUGUCACGGCUGAGAAUAAUUUCUCUUGCAUUUAAUAAUCUAUCAGGAACCCUCCCACCAAACAUAGAUGUAAGAAGCUCAGUAAGAAGCUCAGAAAACUUCAUGGUAUCAGAGCUUGAUCGCAGUAAGAAGCUCAGACAGUUGAGUCAAAGACUCGAAAAAAACCAGAGUCAAGGAUUCAAUCGAAAAAUCAAGGUUCUAGCUCAGUUUUUUUUACAGAUCCGAGCUUCAUCGAAGCUCAAACGAAUUUCCGCAACAAAGAGCUAA